GACGGCACUGACUGGCAUCACUGCUGGGCACUGACUGGCGGCACUGACUGGCACAACCCCUGGGCACUGACUGGUGGCACUGACUGGCAGCACUGCUGGGCUGCACUGGUGGAUGGAACUGGUGGGGCAGCACUGGUGGGUGGGCACAGGUGCGUGGCACUGGUGGGCACAGGUGGGUGGCACUGGUGGGCACAGGUGGGUGGGCACCGGUGGAUGGCACUGCUGGGCACAGGUAGAGUGGCACAGGUGGGUGCACUGCUGGGCACAGGUGGGUGCACUGCUGGGCACAGGUGGGUGAUCUGCUGGGCACAGGUGGGC
Staurois parvus is the source of this 318-nucleotide messenger RNA. Lineage: Eukaryota; Metazoa; Chordata; Amphibia; Anura; Ranidae. The record is from the annotation of a GenBank genome assembly.